UUUCAGGAGCAAAUAUAAAUGCAGAGCCGUUUCUGUGCUGGAUUCAAACGGCAGACAGAGAAAGCAGCUAAAAAGGAAAGGAGGAUCUGAAACAAAGAAGCCUCCAGCAGAAUAAAAAACCUGACAUCUCUGAAGAACAUUUUCAUCAGAAUCCACAAAAAGCAAAAUGAAGAGCAGCACAGCUAUUGCCUUCUCCAUCGUGGUAGUCUUGACCUUUCUUGGCUUCAGUGAAGGAAGGAGUGUCAGGAGUCUGGGAGUGGAGCCGCACUGCCGCUGCAUCGAGACGGAGAGCCGGCGCAUCGGCCGCCACAUCGAGAAGUUUGAGCUGAUUUCUGCCAACUCCCACUGCGAGAGACUAGAGAUCAUUGCCACGCUGAAACAGUCAGGUAAAGAGGUCUGCCUGAACCCCGAGGCUCCCUGGGUGAGGAAACUGAUUGAAAAUAUGAUUCCUAAAAAACCCACACAAAGACACGUGAAAGAUGCAAGUCCUUCUGAACAAGUUUAGAGAACUAAAGCUUAAUCCGAUGAUGUCACAGCACCAAGUUUCACUGUUGAAAACGACGACAGAACAUGCUUACAUAUUGUUUGUAUCAAACAUGCCUUUGUUGCUUUCGCUUCUGUAUCACACUUAUGAAGCAUUUGCUUUUCAUACGAUUGCACUGUUAAAGUUUAUUUAUUUAUAUAUGUAUUUAUAAAAUCUGAAUGUUUGUUAAUAAUAAAUGACCUUAA
Molecule: messenger RNA, 729 nt
Organism: Nothobranchius furzeri (turquoise killifish)
Lineage: Eukaryota; Metazoa; Chordata; Actinopteri; Cyprinodontiformes; Nothobranchiidae
Product: alveolar macrophage chemotactic factor
Biological process (GO): chemotaxis; immune response; defense response
Cellular component (GO): extracellular region
Molecular function (GO): chemokine activity
Source: RefSeq, a predicted model, not a curated record